UUUAAAUAGGAACAAUUUGUCGAUUCUCUGGCCAGGUGAUACUGUAGAAUGGGUAGCAAAACCUGAAAACAACCUUUUAUUCUUUGGUGUGCUGUAGUAUACAAUGGACUAAUCCUAAAAAUGACGUCCCAUAACAGAAGAUAUAACUUCAAAUAUCCGAAGCCUCUUGUUGAGUCUUCUAACAAUAGCAGGCUAUUGUCUCCAAGAAGACCACAACCAUCACCUUCCAAGCGGGAACUAAUGAUGCAAGAACUUGGAUUUGCGGAUUUAGAUAACGUGACAUCAGAAAGCUCGGAAAGUUCUGACAUAAGUGAUGAUGAUACCUUAUCUACAGUUGCUGGACUCACCAAAGCUGAAUAUGAUAUACUUCAGAGAGAACGAGAUAACCUUCUAUUUAAAAAUAAAGAACUUGAUAAUGAAUUAAGAUUAUGCAAAGGACAAUUACAUAGAGAGGAAACAAAGCGAAGCCGCCAUGUAAAAAUUCUGAAAAAAGCUCAAAAUGAACUUUUGAAAGAUAAAAAUCAACUGAUUACAAAUCUAGAAGAUAUUGUCUUUGAAUGUGAACAUAAGAUUAAGCAGUUGGAGGAUGAUUUGAAAGGAAAUCCUAUUAGACCGACUGUUGAUGGCUCUGCUCAAGUAUCAAACAUUCAAAAACUUGUGGAUAAUAUAAAGUCGUUACAUGAUGAAAAAUCUGUUAUGCGUGAACAGCUAAUUAAUCUGGAACAAGAACUAGAUGAAAAGACAUCAGAAAUGUUGGAUUUGAAGGAAAAUCAAACAAUGAAUGGAAACUUCAUAAUCAAAGACAAUCAAAAAACAGAUAAUGAAAAAGUUGUUGAAAAGUUAAAAAAGAGUAUCUCUGAAUUGGAAAGCGCUUUGAAAGAUAAAAAUCAUGAAUUAAUUGUUGAAAUUGAUAAGACUGAAUUGUCCCAUAAUAAGAUAGAAAAAUUGGAAAAAACUGUCCGAAAAUUGGAAGAUGACAAGAAAAAAAUUGAGAAGAAAACAUGGAUGGAAAUUGAAGUUUUAAGAAAAGACUUAGAGACGAAAAAUGAAAAAAUAUAUGAUUUGGAAAAUAAACCCCCAGAAAUAGUCACAAAAAUGAUUGAAAAAGUUGUUGAGGUUGAAUCAUCUGAGCAAAAGAGUGAAAUAGGCGAAGCAAAAAACAAAAUAACUCAAUUGGAAAACUUCCGCAAUGAUGCUGAACAAAGUCUUCAGAAGGCGAGGAAUGAAGUAACACGUUUGAGAGAUCAGCUGAGUAAAUACCAAUUGGAAAUGAGUCAGCUCAAAUCUGAUGCUAAUGAAGCUAGUUCUCAAUAUCUUGAUGAACAAUCUAAACUGCAAGAUGAAAUAAGGAGGAUUGAAGCAGAACUUUCUUCUGAAAAGAAAAGUCAUGAUAAAUUAAAGAAAAGUGUGACAAAAGAGAAAGAAAAAUUUGUAAACUUGGAACAAGAAAUGCAAGAACUGAAAGCGUCUUCGAGGAAGAAUCGUGAUGAAAAUAUGUUUGAAAUUGAGGCUUUGAAAAAGAAAAUGCUGCAGCAAAAAGACGAUUUAACAAAGGAACUUGAUGAGGGAAAUGACGCUGCAGAGAAACAAAAACAGGAGUUUGAUAAAGACGUUGAACGAUUGGAAAGUAAAGUGUUACGAACUGAGGAGAAAUUGAAGAAAUCAAAACACACAAUUCAGGAAUUAAAUACAAAACUAAAUGAAAAAUCGUCAAAGAUUGAGUCCUUGUCAAACGAUUUGGAAACCAAAGAAGAUUCAGUCACUUCGCUUCAAACUGAAUUACAUGAGAUAAAUUCUGUACUGAAAAAAGAACAGCAACAAUUAUUUUCUGUUCAACAGAAACUCGUUUCUGCUAAUGAUAUGAGUGAAAAUCUGCAAUCACAAAUUAAUGAUCUCAGUGGAGCAUCUGAUGUGGCAAUCGUUGAGUUAUCUACACUGAAAAGUGACAAAUCAAAACUGGAACAUAGGUUGAAACAGAUGAAUGAUAUUGUAUCAGAAUAUGAACGAAAAUUAAAGGACGCUGACGACAAAGAGGAACAAAUGAAGCAACAAUGCUAUAAACUUGAUCAGGAAAUUGCAAACGAAAGAAGAGAAACACAAAGAAAGCUUAAUGAAUUACAAGAAAAUCAUGAUUCUGUUCUUAAUGAUAUCAAAUCGUCUGCAAGUAAUGAUUUGCACAAUGUCAGCACAAAACUUUAUAAAGUUCAAUGUUCUUUGAGGCAUCUGCUUUCUACUGUACAUAUUUUGGUAAAGGAAAAUAAUCAUAUUAAAAAAGAGUGCUCUAAAUUUCCAUUGAUAAUUGAGGAAGUAAUGAGACACACUGAGAGAAAAAUUGGCGAUGCUAUUGCUGAAAUCAGUGAAAACAGCAAAGAAUUAAUCAGAAGAUAUAAAAAAGAAAUGAACUUGAGAAAGAAAUACCAUAAUGAACUGGUUGAACUGAAAGGUAAUAUUAGGGUGUUUGUUAGAGUGAGACCAACAAUAUCCGAGGACGGGUCUGGUAAUCAAGCUAAGAAUGCUGUAACGUAUGACCAUGAUGAUGAUGGUAUGAUAUUUGUACAUAAUUCUCAAAGAGGAAGAAGUCAACUUUUCGAGCUGGAUAAAGUUUUCCAACCAACUUCAACUCAACCUGAAGUUUAUUCUGAAGUUCGAUCAUUGGUUACAUCAUGCAUCGACGGGUAUCAUAUCUGUAUUUUUGCAUAUGGUCAAACUGGCUCUGGUAAGACAUACACGAUGGAAGGGCCAACAUCUGACCCGGGAAUCAAUCAAAGAGCUCUUAGUGAUUUAUUUCAAGACAUUGAGGAAAGAAGAGGAGAAUGGAAAUUUGAAGUGUCAGUUUCUUUGGUAGAAAUUUACAAUGAAACUUUAAAGGAUUUACUGAAUCUAAAACCAACUACAGAAAAACUGGAAAUUAAAAUGAACGGCGAUGGCGGCUUAUAUGUUCCUGGAUUAACUUGUAAAAAAGUUAAAAACAUUGAUGACGUGAAUGCAUUGUUUAAACUUGGGCAUACCAAUCGGAAAACAGCUUCAACAAAUAUGAAUGAACAUAGUUCACGUUCUCAUGCUGUACUUAUGGUAUAUGUGGAAGGUACCAAUGAAACGACCGCUGUUAGAAGUUUUGGAAAGUUAAAUUUGAUAGAUUUGGCAGGUUCAGAAAGGGUAUCCAAAUCUGGUGCUUCUGGUGACCGAUUGAAGGAAGCCCAAAAUAUCAACAAAAGUCUCUCAGCUCUCGGUGAUGUAAUUCAUGCAUUGGGAGGAAGACAAGCUCACGUUCCAUUUAGAAAUUCUAAAUUGACUUACUUGCUUCAAGAUUCGCUAAGUAAAGACAGUAAAACAUUGAUGGUGGUUCAAGUUGCUCCUGUGGAGAAAAAUGUCAGUGAGACUUUGUGUUCAUUAUCAUUUGCUCAAAGAGUAAGAAAGGUAGAAUUGGGUCAAGCGAGCAAGAAAACUGAGGAAAUAAAGCAAGAUGACUCGAGUUCUACUCCCCGAAAAAGCGGAAUCCCAUCGUCUAAAACUGGCCAGCAAUCAAGGAAGAAAUUUUAAGCCUGUAAUGGUUUUAGUCUUCAAUUAUUAAUCUUUCAUUUUAUCACAGUGAUUGUUCAUUAUAUCAUUUGUUUGUAUGACCGUUAUAUAUUGUUGGCACAUUAAGAAAUUUUACAUAUUCAAUACCACCACUAUUGAAUCAUUGUUGCUGUAUGUCAAACCUAGCCGACGUCUUAUUUUUAUUUUACAAAAAUAAUGCACACUUUGUAUUUACAAUGCAGUGAUGUAGUAUAGCAGCUUGUGGGAUUAAUUUAUUCUGUUUCAUUGAUUUUUAAAUGUUGUUAGUCCUGGUUUGUAGUAACUAGUAAGCUCGCUUUUUCAAGCAAUAUCAACUAUUUGAACAAUCUUAGUUUUUCAGUGAAAAAAUGUCGUUGAAUUACUGCUAUAUUUGGCAACGGAUGCUUAUUAUUUUUCUUGUUUUGUUAAUAAUACUUCAUAUGCUUGUAAAACAAAUUAAAUGUUUUGUUUGGGUUAUUUUUGUAUGGUUAUAUAGACCUAUAUUUAAGUUAAUUGUGUAAUAAAAUUGCAAGCACUUGAUUGCCAUAAUUCACAAACUUUGUACAUCAUGUUUCUAAUAGUUAGACCACUGCCUAUUCGACAGAUUUUAAAAUGUAACCAAGUAUUAGUUUACUUAUCAAUUUACAUUCAUAUUUUUACGCUGAAGUCAACUAAAUUGUCAUAUACUUAUUAUUCAAAAUACCAAAUAUUAUUUUUGUUUUUGCAUACCGUUAGCCUAUUUACACAAUUUUUUAUUUGAUUUUACAUUUUAUUUUUGAGGUAUUUUACACAUAAUUUUUCAAACAACAGUUGCAAGUACAAAAGGGUUAUAUUAUAUGGUACAAUCAUGGUUUAUUCAUUUCCUUAAUGUCCAGUAUUUUGAGAAUCUGUUCAAAAUUAAGAAUAUGUCUGACAUAUUCUUCAAUCAUAUCUAUACCUUAGCUUAUAUCAUCCUGUUUGCAAUAUUUAAUAUUCUUUGGUGCUUUUUUUUUCUGUAGUGUACACUAUUGCACAAUUUCCUAUUGUUUUAUAAAAUUGCACUUUAUAUCCACUGAAUAGUAGGAAUAUUUUAUGCUCACUUAUAUCUGCAUUGUGUAGUCAAACAAUAUUAGAAUUGCCGAGUCUGACUGAACUAGUCGACUUUUUCUUACGUUUUCACCAUGGUGCAUGCUUUUUAUCAUUAUGAUACUUCAUUAUAUUUCACUAAGUAUUAUAAACUUUAAAAAGGGAGAAACCCUAUCUGUUAAGGUCACAGAUUAUUUUUCUAAUUAAAACCGAGGACAGCAUGCAUUUUCAGAAAAAAUUUAGGAUCCUAUUCAUUAUUAACUAUAAGGCAAUUUGAAUUUGGUAUUUUUUCAUACAUGCUCCAUUUUUGCUUUAUAAAUAAUUUUGAUAUUCGGUAGAAAAAUCGAUUUCUUGAUUAUAUUUGGUUCUUUAACUAAAAAUUAUUUUUUUGGGGGUUCUUGCUUUAAAGUCCUCUUUCUACCAUAAAUUAAGAAGUUCUGCUCGGACAAAUUGGUACUUUAUACAUUACUGUUUUGCCUCUUCUAAUGAAAAAAUGUUUAAUGAGUAUUUGUCUUGAGGUAUGAGUGCCUAUGCCGGAGAUGGCGGACUGGUGUGGCCCGCCAUGUUUUUGAAUAUUCCACUGAUAAAAUAAUUUGUAGUAAGGUUAGGCUUGAUUAAUAAAUUUUAUGAGUGCUGUAUGUGUAAAGCAGCACCGGCGAUUAUUGAAAUAAUGCACCACAAUGUUUCUCAUGGAUGUUGACAUUCAUAAAAUCAAUGGCCCGUUUAUUCGUCUUCUUUAUCAUAAUAAAAGUAUAAUGCCAUACCUAUUCAGUAGAAAAAGGUUUGCCAUUCCUGACUCAUGUCAUGCUCAUAAAAGUAGUCUUAACCAAAUUAUGACAGAUUGGGUGCUCAGUAUUAGAGUAUCAAAAUAGUUAUAUUGUGGCAUAACUUAGCAUUGCCAUGUAGUAAUGUUUUUGGUUAGCCGAUUUCAUUUUUAAUGGAAGUUGAAUCAGCCUUUACGUGUUGUAAUCAUGUAACAUUUUUUGUUUGAAAUAAUGUAGUAACAUAUGCAUAACCUACGUUUUGUUUCUGAAGUAAUGCAGUUGAACUAUUGGGUUCUGAAUUUAUGCACUACUGCUUGUAUUGUAUCCAUUAUUAUACUGAUGCUUUUUUAACUAAUGCUCUUAUUCGAUUACUUUAG
Styela clava is the source of this 5743-nucleotide messenger RNA. NCBI's taxonomy places the organism in Eukaryota, Metazoa, Chordata, Ascidiacea, Stolidobranchia, Styelidae. The record is from RefSeq and is a predicted model, not a curated record.